Molecule: messenger RNA, 4172 nt
Organism: Platichthys flesus (European flounder)
Lineage: Eukaryota; Metazoa; Chordata; Actinopteri; Pleuronectiformes; Pleuronectidae
Gene: lrrc45
Product: leucine rich repeat containing 45
Exons: 17
Coding region: 231-2162 (643 amino acids)
Cellular component (GO): centrosome
Molecular function (GO): protein binding
Source: RefSeq, a predicted model, not a curated record
AAAUGAGUCGUGCUGUAGUGACAAAGGUUUGUGUUGUUCCAUGUCUGAAGGUUAUAUGAAUACUCUUCGAGAAUGCUGUCAAACAUUCACCUCACAUUAGAUAUUAACCGCAUGCUGAGAUGCUGUAAUAACACGUUCUAGAUUGUCAACGGGUCAAGUCACAAUGGAAAGAAAGAAGACGUGAGGAUGGAAUUUGCAUCUCAGAUAUAAGGAGAGACUGGUGAUGCAGAAUGCAGGAUUUCAGGCAGACGUACCUGGGCAUGUGUAAGGAGGGAGGUGUGACGCCCCAGGAGAGUGUUGUAGCUCAGAUCCAGGAGAGCAGGGCUGCUCACAGCUCCAGAUUGGACCUGAGUGGACAAUGCCUGUCUUUGGAUACGUGCUCUGUGCUGGCCAGGGCCUUCCAAAAUGAUAUCACCUUGACAGAUGUGUCGCUAAGUGAUUGCAUGCUCAGUGAGGAAGGUGCAAAAGUACUCUUGACUGGACUGUGUGGCAACACAACUUUGAAAAUCCUGGAUUUGAAGGGAAAUAAUCUGAAAUCAGCAGGGGUGGAGGUGUUGGGAACGUUAUUGGCAUGCAACAAGACCCUGCGCAGGCUUGUGUUGGAGUGGAAUGCGUUGGGGGUGUGGGAUGAGGCCUUCUUAUCCUUUUGUCAGGGUUUGGCCUCCAACAGCAUGCUGACGCAGCUGGACUUGCGCAACAAUCAGAUCAACCACCACGGAGCAUCUGAGCUUGCUCUGGCUCUCAAACACAACACCACACUGGAAGUCUUAGACCUGAGAUGGAACAACAUUGGUCUGCUGGGUGGCAGAAUUUUGCUAGAGGCCUUGCAGAAAAACAAGAGGAUCGUUCAGCUGGAGAUGGCAGGGAACAAUAUUCCCAGUGACACACUCAAAGCACUCGAGCGGACGACUGGGGACAACUCAGACAGAAAGUCCACUCUGAGAGAGAACCACAGGAAGACCCAGGUCCUCAGCAAAGAGAUCCAGAAUCUGAAAGACAAGAAGAGCCAUCAGGUCCUGAGUCUAAUGGAAACUAUAGACAGCCAGCAGGAGGAGAUAAGAUGUUCUAAAAGAUUCACUUCCAUUCAGAUAGGUCAACUCCAGGAAGCUCUGAAUGAGAGGAAGUCAGCUGUCAUCUCUAUCACUGCCAAACUGCAGAUGACAGAGGAGGCCCUCACUCUCUCUGAGCAGAAAAAUGUCAACAUGGUAGAACUGCUGACUCAAGUGAAGGUUGAGAAAGAAGAACAGAUGGAGAGACAGAGUAGAGAGAGAAAGAAAGAACAAGAGGACUGUGUAUCGAGAGAGGGAAAACUAUUUAGAGAGAUCCAAAACCUCUCAGAAACCAACAGCCAACUCAGGAAUAAAGUUGAGGAAAUGGAGAGAUGGUGUAAGUCACAACAACACCAGAUUUUUGAGCUUAAGCAGGAACUGACCAACAGUACAGCUGAGCUCAAUCUACGACUAGCCCAGGCAGAAGAUCGUCUGGAAACAGACAAACGCAGGUCCAAGCAAGCCCUGAGGGACAUGGACUGUCUCCGACAGAAAGAGGUGGAGCAUGUGAAUUGUAAUCUAGAGGAGAGUGAGAGAGCUCUGCAAGAACACAUCCUCAAACUGGAGGGACAACGGAUACAACUAAAAGAGCAGGAGCAUGUGUCAUCUUUAAAGGAAAAGCUUCGUUCGGUGCAUUCCUCCCUACAGGAGGUCCAGCUCCACUGCUCCCAGCAGAAGCAAACAAUUUCUGAGAUUAAGGCCAAGACCAACCAUCAGAGCAUCGAGGUGGACGGACUUCGGCGCAGGAUAGGGGAGCUCCAGCAGGAGCUUUUAGGUAAGGACCAGGAGAAGGUUGCUGAGGUGAGCCAGGUCAGGUUGGAGCUGCAAGAGCAAAUUGGACAUUUACAGGCAGAGAGGACACUACAAAGAGGACUCAAAGAGAAGAUCUGUGCUCUGGAGAGAGAGAAUAAAGUUUUAAGCAGUAACCACAGAGAGCUGCUCCUUGACAAAGAGAGUGAGAUGUCUUCCAUGUUGGAGAAGCUGCGGUUGAAGGAGGCAGAUAUCCGGAGGAUGAGGGAGGACGAGUCAAACAGAGCCAGCUACCUGCAGAGGGCCUUCCUCACCUAUGUUCAGGGCUCACCUCUGGGACACUGCAGCAGCCCCAAGAAAUAACAACAGUACUCAACACCUCAACUAUUUCCUCUAAGCCCUCACUGGGAUCCUGCUCAAGUCUAGGGGAGUUUGUUAAAUAAAAAAUCACAAUUUCCAGAAUUUGCUAAGUUUAAAUAGUGGUGGUUUGCGUUAUGAUCAGGUUUCCACUAGGCCGGGCAUAACACUGAGUGAGAGGCUCCUCAGUUUCUGCUGACUUCCCCACCUUGCCUUUUAUAAAGUCCGUUAGAAAGGAGAUCUCCUGCUGAGUUCACAGUGAGCGAGUCGGGGCAUAAUGAUUUUUUCUUUUAUUUUGUCCAUAAUUUAUAUUUAUCUAUCUAUGAUUUGUUUGUAGUCACUUAUAGUAAAAGCUGUGCUCAGUGGCUUCACUAAAAAUAACUCAGUCAAGAUAUGUAGAUAGAUGAUCAGACAGGGUGGAGACAGGUUUAUACAGAUGUUCUAAACCCCCUUAAGUGUAAACGUCCACAUCAGAAAUAUCAUUAAUAAUCCUUCAUUGUAAAAUUUAAAGCAGAUGCUGAGUCUAUGAAAAUGUGAUUGAUAUUUACAAAAAACAACGAGCAUUAGAUAAAAAGUCAGUGGAUCACCACACUGAUUACAAUUCGUGUUGAGGAAACAUGAAUAUGUGUAACUAAUUUCAGAAUAAUCUAUCCCACAGCUGUUGAGACAUUUCACUCAAAACCAUGCAACUCAUUGCACCAGCUGAAGAGUCAGUGGAUUACUAACAGAGUCAUCAAGGUGCACCUUUAAUAAAUCAUGACAGUGUACUAAAUAUAGCAAUCCGUUGGAACUUUACAUAUUUCAGUCUGAACCAAAAUGGUCGACAGAAUAACAGAUUGACAACAGUCUUUGGAGCUAUAGAGCUAGCUGGGCCAAAGAGUGCCAGCCUUACAUCCAUGACAUCCUGGAGAUUCUCAAAAACUUGGAACCUGUUCUUUGUUUCUCCCAGUCUCAGAAUUAUUUGAGAGACAACCUUCAAACAGAGUUAUGGGUUAAAGGUUAAGUGUGUACAAGUAAGGUGUAAGAGAUCUAUGGGCAGAAAUAAAAUCCUAAUGAUGUUUUCCCUGGUGUGUAAUCAUCUAAAGCAUAUGGUUGAUGUUUUCUUUACCGUAGAAUGGGCCCACCUUAUAUAGCCGGAGGCCGCCAGAUUUUUCACAGAAGCCCAAACUGGAAGAACGAAACACCAUUUAAGUUUUUAUAUCAACUGAAUGCCAUCUCCAUUUCUCUGUCAUGUUUGGAAGGGGAUGGUGAGGUGAGGGGUAUUCAGCUGCAAUAUGCACCUUCACCACUAGAUAUCACUACAUUUUACACGAUGAACUUUUAAGUGUGCCUUAACAUUGCAUCAGUCAAACCAGACAGCUGACUGCUUUAGGUUCAGAUGCUGGAAGCAGGUUAAGACAGUUUUUUUUACAAAUUUUCAGAUGUGUGACAGAUAUUGUAUUAGAGUGUUUGUUUUUAGAAUUUGUUUUGUUUUGAUUAGACUUUUUUUAUAUUAGUCAAAUGUGGUCAUUUCUGUGGGAAAAAGUUGUAUGGUGAUAUUUCUUAAUGUGUGAAUGUUUCAGUGGUUGAUCUUAAUUGUUCUAUUAUUCUACUCUAUACAACAGUUUUUUGAUGAGUGGGUCUGUCGCUUGGGGAUACAUGAGGUCAGCACAAGAUCUUUCAUUUUCAAGGUAGUUCAAACUGAUUUAAAUUCCAUCAGUUCCUUCUGUUAUUCCUGCAAUUUUUAGGUUCUGAAAAGCACUGAUCAAGACUGCACAAUACUGCCUCUCUGUCUGGCUCAUCUGAAUUAGAAAUUAAGUCCCUCAACGUAGACACUACAGUGUACUAUUGAUAUUACAGAUAUAAUGUAAUAUACAGAAUAUAUAGUGGCAUAUAAAGUAAUGUGUGACGAUGGUCAAAAUUUCCUCAACACUACCCAUGCACUGUUUACCCCUCUAAAGACACUUUACCCACCCCUCCAUCGGCAUAGUGGUGAGUAGAUAAUGAGUGAAUAAAAACUUUCGGUGAACCACCCUA